ACAUUUUGGGCUAUGGCACAUAGCAUAUUUCUGGGUGAAAUAAAUUGAAAUUAACUCGUGUUUAAUAUACCGUUUGCACGUCGGAUAAAAAAGUGUUCUCCAUUCCAAGAUAUGACAGAAAAAAGUAAAUUUCUUAUACUUGGUGGUGGUAUAUCAGGCUUGACUGCAGCUUAUAGCUUGCUUAAAAAAGUUGCAGAUCCCAGUAAUAUAAGCAUAGUAGAGUCAUCUUCAAGAUUAGGAGGUUGGAUUGAAUCGAAAAGGCAUGCAGAUGGGGCUGUUUUCGAGCAUGGACCUCGUGGAUUGCGACCUGCUGGACCAAAUGGCAGAGCUUCUCUAAAAAUGGCAUACGAUCUUGGUCUAAAAGAUGAAGUUAUUGCUGUGUCAUCAGAUCAUGUAUCUGCACAAAACAGGUACAUUUAUGCACAUAAUAAAAUGCAUAAAGUGCCAUCAGGGAUCAAAGCUCUUUUCAAACCGCAAUCUCUUUUCAAAACUCCUCUACUUCCUACACUAUUAAAGGAACCUUUUGUAUCACAAAAGAAAACUAAUGAUGAUGAAAGUGUAUAUGAAUUUAUAGAGAGAAGACUAAAUAGUGAGAUUGCAGAUUACUUGAUUGAUCCAAUGUGUCGUGGUAUUUUUGCUGGUGACAUCAGAAAAUUAAGUCUCAAGUCAUGCCUUCCCAUGCUUUAUAACCUUGAAAAGGAUUCUGGUUCCAUUGUGAAGGGGAUGUUGUUUGCAAAACGUGUCAAAGAUGUGGAAAGUUCUAAUUUGUUGAUUGAAAAAGCUUCAAAGGAAAAAUGGAGCUUGUGGUCAUUCAAAGAGGGUUUGACAACUUUAGUCGAAGCAUUGGAAAAUAAUUUGAUGAACUCUGGGGUGAAAAUAUUAAAAAACUCUUGUUUGAAGUCAAUUGAAUUUGGUUCUGAGAAAAUAAUCAGAGCAACUUUAGCAGAUAAGUGAAGUGCUUUUGCACAUCAUCUUAUCAGCGCCAUUCCAUCUCAUAAAUUAGCAGAAAUACUCCCCAUUGAGCAUGAGCUGUUGGGACAAUAUCUUCGAAAAAUCCAUGCAGUCACCGUUGCUGUGGUUAACUUAGAAUAUGAUGGGUCAGUACUGGAUGUUGAAGGAUUUGGUUAUUUAUAUCCCUCACUUGAGUCAAAAAAGAUCUUGGGUGUCAUCUUUGAUUCGUGCACAUUUCCCGAAGGUGAUCGCAGAUCUUCAAAAUCCACGCGUUUAACGGUCAUGCUUGGUGGUAACAAUUUUGAGGAGCAAUUCGGUAAACCAGACUUGGUUAACCACGAUGAGAUCAAACAAGAAGCAACGACGUCCUUACGCGAAGCUCUUGAUUUUCGAAGUGAACCAAGUAAAAUAAGCGUUACCAUCCAAAAAGACUGUAUACCACAAUACUAUAAAGGCCAUGGUGAUUUAAUUGAAAAAAUAAGGAACUAUAUCGAUAAAGAAGAAAAACUUCCACUGACGUUGGUUGGAAGUUGGUAUGAUGGUGUUGGUAUAAAUGAUUGUAUAUAUCACACUCAAAUUGCAGUAAAUAAAUUGUUUAGCAUUUAAUAUUGAAUAAUAGUGCCAACUAAAUAGACAAUAGUGAUUAUUCAUACAUGUUCAUGUAUAAAGUGCAUCCGCGUUGAAAAAAAUGCGGUGGCAUAUAGUUAUGGAAGAAUUAGCAGAUUUUUCUAAGUACAGAAAAACUACGUAUAACUAAUGUUUUCACAACAAACCUACGCUUACAAACAACACAUAUAAUUAAUGGAAUGAAUCUUUGUUAUAGAAUUACAAAUAUCCUAUCGAA
This is a messenger RNA of Xenia sp. Carnegie-2017, 1795 nucleotides long. Its product is annotated as protoporphyrinogen oxidase-like. Lineage: Eukaryota; Metazoa; Cnidaria; Anthozoa; Malacalcyonacea; Xeniidae. Gene Ontology annotation, biological process: heme biosynthetic process. The record is from RefSeq and is a predicted model, not a curated record. Gene Ontology annotation, cellular component: mitochondrial inner membrane. Gene Ontology annotation, molecular function: protoporphyrinogen oxidase activity, oxygen as acceptor.